Dreissena polymorpha is the source of this 1170-nucleotide messenger RNA. Its product is annotated as HHIP-like protein 1. The transcript has a single exon. The coding region runs from base 1 to 1065 and encodes 354 amino acids. Lineage: Eukaryota; Metazoa; Mollusca; Bivalvia; Myida; Dreissenidae. The record is from RefSeq and is a predicted model, not a curated record.
AUGACUAGCGGAACGCAAGAUGAGUAUAAACGAUACGUGUUGUUGUUUUUUGUUGUUGCGCAGCUUAUGGUCGCGAAAUUAGGUGUCAAUUGCCACCCGCAAUGUUUGGACGCUAGGCCACCAUUUCGGGCCUCUUCUGUUUCGUUUUGUCCUGCAUAUAAGGACCACGGUUGCUGCAUGCCACAUCAGGAUAAGCAACUUAAAGCAAGGUUUGACAGAAUUCGACUGCUUGUACCCGCGUCUGAAAAGCAACUGUGGACGGACUGUGAAAACUAUGUAAAAACUUUUCUAUGUGAAGAGUGCUCUCCUUAUGCAGCGCAUAUAUUCGAUGCUGAACAAAUUUCGUACGGCACGGUUCCAAAGCCUCGUGCAUUUCCUGGUCUUUGUCGAGGAUACUGCGGGGAAUUUUUUACAAAAUGUAAACACAUUGUGAAGUAUUAUAUGAACGAAGUUGGUAGCGAUUAUAUGGAAGAAGCCAGCAAACUUCAGUCUGCAAUCACUGUGGGAGAGGAAAAGUUUUGCAACGAGACACAUUUGGUAGAUCUUGACUAUUGUUACCCAGGAUUACUUACAAAUCCGAUACUUAUAGGUAAUAUAUCUAUUGAUAAAGUAAGUCAGGAAGGGUGUCUUUGUAUGGAACCUUUUGAUAAAGUUAAAUUUAGAAAUCCAAUCUUUCUGAAACAUGCCAAUGAUGGCUCUAAACGAAUGUUCAUCGGAGAGCAAAUCGGAAUUGUACACAUUAUGUAUCCGGAUGGCAGACGUAUAACACCACCGUUUCUCGACAUCAGCGCGGAUAUACAAUCAUCUUCAUACAAAGGAGACGAACGUGGCAUGUUGGGAAUGGCUUUCCAUCCUAAUUUUUCUCAAAAUCGCAAAUUCUACAUUUACUAUACACCAAGUAUCACGGAAUAUGAGCAGCAGCAAACCAGUGCAGAUCAUAAAACUCGGAUUGAAGAGUUCCAAGUUUCCGCAGACAACCCGGACCAGGUGGACUAUUCCUACCAUCGCAUCAUUCUAGAGGUUUAUGGAUUCUACUGGAAUCACAAUGGGGGCGAGGUAUGGUAAAGGUUAAGGAUGUUUCAUAACGUAUAAUCUUUUAAAGUUUAGUCUUAUGACUUAGGCAUAUUAACAUCAAUUAUAUUUCAUAGGUAUAAUUCAACAAUCAUAGAU